Perca flavescens (yellow perch) is the source of this 2624-nucleotide messenger RNA. RefSeq names its product thioredoxin reductase 3 (gene txnrd3). Gene Ontology annotation, biological process: cellular response to oxidative stress; cell redox homeostasis; glutathione metabolic process. Gene Ontology annotation, molecular function: flavin adenine dinucleotide binding; thioredoxin-disulfide reductase (NADPH) activity; glutathione-disulfide reductase (NADPH) activity. Bases 339 to 2138 code for a protein of 599 amino acids. The transcript has 16 exons. The record is from RefSeq and is a predicted model, not a curated record. NCBI's taxonomy places the organism in Eukaryota, Metazoa, Chordata, Actinopteri, Perciformes, Percidae. Gene Ontology annotation, cellular component: mitochondrion; cytosol.
UGUGGGUGGAGUUCUUCCCGUUAACAACGCUGAGCGACGGGAUAUGGGUGACCGAUGCUGAUAUAACGGUGACUCAGAUCAAGUGCACCCUUAGUAGCAAGAGAAGAAAUGGUAAAAUAGGUUUGGCGCGGCUGGUAGACAAGCAGCUGAGUGCAGAAGCAGAGAAACCUAGGUCAAAUCCGCGGUCCAUCUGCUUUUUAGUAUUUAAGGUCGGCCGAGAGACAUUCGUACAUUUACUAAGAGAGACUUGGUGCGGUUUAAUUUGGGGUUCCCCCUCAGUCUCUUGUCAGCCGUCUAUUGAAGCUUGCCCUGCGCAGGCAGACGGGAAUACCUUGAAAAUGCCUCCCAUCGAUAAUGACACCGGGAAGAACGAACUCAAAUGUCGGAUACAGCAGCUUAUUGACUCCAGUCAAGUGAUGGUUUUCAGUAAAAGCUACUGUCCGUUUUGUAUCAAGGUGAAAGACUUGUUCAAAGAGCUGCAAGUCGAUUGUAAUGUGGUGGAGUUGGAUCUCAUAGAGGAUGGAACGAACUACCAGGAGAUGCUGCUCGAGAUGACCGGACAGAAAACUGUUCCUAAUGUCUUCAUCAACAAGACGCACGUUGGAGGCUGUGACAAUACAAUGAAGGCUCAUAAAGACGGCAGCCUGCAGCAGCUACUGAGCAGUAAUGAAGCUUAUGACUACGACCUGAUCGUCAUCGGAGGAGGCUCGGGGGGCCUGGCCUGCUCAAAGGAAGCUGCUGCAUUGGGGAAGAAGGCCAUGGUACUGGACUAUGUUGUGCCAACACCAAAAGGAACAACCUGGGGUCUCGGUGGAACUUGUGUGAACGUGGGCUGCAUUCCCAAGAAGCUGAUGCACCAGACGGCCGUGCUGGGCACCGCCAUGCAGGACGCCCGCAAGUUCGGCUGGGAGUUUGACGAGACAGUGAAGCACAACUGGGAGACGAUGAAGACGGCGGUGAACAACUACAUUGGCUCGCUGAACUGGGGCUACAGGGUGGCACUGAGAGACAAGAAUGUCAACUAUGUCAAUGCCUAUGCAGAGUUCAUUGAACCACACAAAAUCAAGGCAACAAACAAACGGGGGAAGGAGACCUUUUACACAGCGGCCAAGUUUGUCUUGGCUACAGGCGAGAGGCCGCGCUACCUGGGCAUCCCUGGAGACAAGGAGUACUGUAUCACCAGUGACGACCUCUUCUCGUUGCCCCACUGCCCGGGAAAGACCCUGGUGAUCGGGGCAUCGUACGUGGCUCUGGAGUGCGGUGGAUUCCUGGCCGGCCUGGGUCUCGAUGUCACCAUCAUGGUCCGGUCCAUCCUGCUGAGGGGCUUCGACCAGGACAUGGCCAACCGUGCCGGAGAGCACAUGGAGGAGCACGGUGUCAAGUUCCUCCGCAAAUACGUCCCCGUAAAGGUAGAGGAGCUGGAAGCAGGCACUCCUGGCAAGCUGAAGGUGACAGCCAAGUCCACAGAAACCGAUGAGCUCAUCGAGGGAGAGUACAACACUGUGUUGAUAGCAGUGGGCCGAGACGCAUGCACAGACAAGGUUGGCCUGGACAAGGCAGGGGUCAAAGUCAACCCCAAGAAUGGAAAGAUUUCAGUCAACGAUGAAGAGCAGACCAAUGUUCCCCACAUCUACGCCAUUGGAGACAUUCUGGACGGCAAGUGGGAGCUGACGCCUGUAGCCAUCCAGGCUGGCAAGCUGCUGGCACGACGCCUCUACGGCGGCUCAACGCUUAAGUGCGACUAUGUCAACGUUCCCACCACGGUCUUCACCCCACUGGAGUACGGCUCCUGUGGUCUAUCAGAGGACAGAGCCACUGAGCUCUAUGGGCAGGACAACCUUGAGGUGUUCCACAGUCUGUUCUGGCCUCUGGAGUUCACCGUGCCCGGCAGAGACAACAACAAAUGCUACGCUAAGAUCAUCUGCAAUAAACUGGACAACGAUCGAGUCAUUGGGUUCCACUAUCUGGGUCCAAAUGCUGGAGAGGUGACGCAGGGCUUCGGUGUAGCCAUGAAAUGUGGUGCCACCAAGGAGCAGCUGGACGCCACCAUCGGCAUCCACCCAACCUGUGCUGAGAUCUUCACCACUCUGGAUGUAACCAAGAGCUCUGGGGGAGACAUCACCCAGUCCGGCUGCUGAGGUUAAACCCUGCGCGUUUAGCGGGCUGCUCCCAUAUUAGGCUCUCCUACCAACUCCUCUCAUCUGAGUUUUUAAAGCUCCGCCUCCCCUCCAGCUGCUCCGUGUACCGGGCAGUUGUUUCUCAGGACAAACCUAACACCGUGGCCAGCGUCUGAAUGAUCCUCGAGGCGACUGAAAGAAUCCCGAGCUGAGGCUGUGCAAGUCUCCGGCUCUGGCUGAGGUAGUUUGAUAUGAGGGCAGCCUGCUGAACAGCGGGGUUACUCUGCUGCUAUUUCUCCUGGUCUCCACCAGGUGUGUCCUUCUCAGAGGAGCACAAACACACACACUACUACUGAGAAUGUGUGUGUGUUUGGGCUGUUAGUGACGUCCUGGCCCGUAACCUGAAAUACUCGGGUGGGCAAGGAUCGAUGUCCCUCUGCAGAAGCGCCUGGCGGGGGCCCAAACCCUUCGUCCAACUCCCAACUUCAAACACUUGUCAUCCACCAU